This is a messenger RNA of Pelobates cultripes (western spadefoot toad), 21484 nucleotides long. The record is from the annotation of a GenBank genome assembly. NCBI's taxonomy places the organism in Eukaryota, Metazoa, Chordata, Amphibia, Anura, Pelobatidae.
AUGGCGACCCUAGCCGAGAUCCUCAGGAGCGAGUUCCCGCAGCUGGACGCCGAGCUCUUCCAAUACGUUACCGGUGAGACAGGGCUGUGAAGGCGCUGGGACCCGGGGCUGUAAUAUCGGGGGGGCAGGAGCCGCCGCCAUGUGUCCUGGCUGGGUAACUGGGGUGAUAAUCAGGUGGCAUGAUGGACUGUGGGAGUCACUGAUAGCAUGGGGUUCAUGGACACGCCGCGCAGCCCGUGCCUGCAGGAGAUGUCGGGCAGCUGUCCGUGACUUGUCAGGAGGAGGAGGAGGACCCAGGACCUGUACUCAUAAAUGGUCCACCCUGAGUGUCCUGACACAUCAUCACUCCCUCAUUGUGUGUACCGGGCAUGAAACGUGCGCCCAGGCACCGUGUAGCAUUCAGUGUCCUUUACUGAAUAGAUACAUUGCUCGCCCUCUCUCUGGGAUUAAUUCAUUUCCUCCCUAGUCACAUCAAUGCCAUGGACUGCAGGGCAGCAAUUUCCUGAAUUGCCCAACAUCUCAGCCAUUUUGCUUUUUCUAGAAAACAUGAUCGACCUAGCUAUAAAAACUGUACAUGCUGUAUACCUUAGAUAUUUUUAUUAUAUUUUAAUCUACCAAUCUACUUCCCUAAUACUUCCCUUACCCUUUGUGUCACUCUACUCCACUCCCUCUAGCAUGUAAGCUCAUUGAGCAGGGCCCUCAACCCCUCUGUUCCUGUGUGUCAAACUUGGCUGGUUACAGUUACAUAUUUGUUAGUCCACCCAUUGUAAAGCGCUACGGAAUUUGUUGGCGCUAUAUAAAUAUAAUAAUAAUCAUACACCAAUCCACUAGAACUGGACUAGUGAAAUAUAUAACCAUUAAAACCCUUGAUGAGUCUUGAUGAGUGAAGGAGACUAAAAAGUAUUCGUUUGUCUCUGCUGAUGUUCAAUUGAUGAAGAGCCAAACAUGAUCGUUGAAUCACUUUUCCAAGUUCAUUGUAAUUUGUUUUAUAUGUUGUUCUGUCAUAUGUAGUAGCAAUAAUUUGCAUUUAUCAGCUAAUCUUAUUUUCUUACUAGUAUAAAGUUCUGGUGGAUUGAUAGGAUUUAUAGACUUUGAGUCCGAUUUACACUAAGGACAAAAUGUAACAAAGGUUUGAUGUAUAUUUUUGUAUUUUUCUAUAAAACAUAUUCAAUGUUGCAACAUGUCCACAGAGCCCUAUUAUAACCCCCACACUCUUUUACCAAUCAGAUGUUCUUGACAGUGGGCAAGCUGACUUUGAAUCUGCGCAUGACUUGUUUGAAGCAGUCGGAGCUCUUCUGCAGGAUGUUUCUGGAGAUACCAAGGACGAUGAGGACAUCAGAAACAUCUGUCAGAGGAUGUAUAGAACAAUGCGCUUGUAAGUGUUAAUGUUCAGACUGUGAGGAGCAGAAUGUAAUGUACUGGGAGGGGAUGGAAAGGGAUAGACAUACAAGUAGAAUGUGAGAGGUAUGACAGCUGAGAAGUUAUUUAACGGUUGCAAGAGAUGAGAAGUAAGCACUUAAUAAAAAAGGACUAGCGCAAUGAUUUCCAGAAAUUGUUUUACAGAAGGUUCGAUAUGAGCGUUUACAAUUUAGAGUACGCUUUAGAUUGCUGAGAUUAAUAUGACAUGCGUGUUAUUAGAAGAAACAUAUGCAAAUGUAACAUGAUAGCUAAUUGACAUAUUUUAAUCAAAGUUUGUCAGUAAUAAUUGAUUUAUAUCCAGUUUCUGAAAAAAAACUGUGUAAUUUAUGUAAUCCAAAAUAAACCUCUUAACUGUAAUUCUUCUUGUGCUUUUGUCAGGGAAAAUAAUCAUGUCCCCAAACAGAAUCAAGUACUGCUCCAGGCCCCUAUCCAGCUGAACCAGAUCACUGACCAAUAUGGUAAGAUUAUACAAACCCAUCCUUCCAAAUACUGUUCUCUACAGUAUCUUUAAUAGACCCCUAAACAUGUAUUUAACCCUGCCUCUUCCUGUUGCACCUUUCAUCUUAUUGGUUAGCUACUGUCUUGCGUUUUUAUGAUGGCUGCACAUGGAUAUUUGCUUUGUGAUUUAUUCUUAUCCUGUUUCCCCCAGACUCUGUUUGGGUCAACACUCUUGAUUUUUGUUUACUUAUUUUACUAUCUAUUCAUUUUAGAUGUUGAUCCUCAAAUCCUUAAUGUGUUGUUGAUGAAGAAAGGGCAAUCCUCGGUGAGAUAAUGUUUCUUCUUCAUAAAUACAGGAUAAUUUAACCACUCUGUAGGCAGAAGAUGUUGUCACUCCAAGUAACUGAGCUAGAUACUUUUUUUUUGGAUUACGUAGGACUAGAGUGGUAUAUGUAUAUUUUACUACAGGGCUCUCUUUCUAUACAGGACCAAGACUUGUCAUUGUUGUAGGGUUAUAAGAAAAUGUAAUUGUAAAAUAAUUAAGUGUAAUCAAUCUUUAAAGGACAAUAUAAGCACCAUCAUCACUACAGCACAUAGUGUGAAUCCUCUGGCAUCGUCCCAUGAUAGUCCGUCAAACCGCUUAUAACUGAUUUAACACUUACCUUGUUCUAUCAGUCAACCAUGCUCCUUCUAGUCUAAACAGCUAUGCUAAAGCAGAAGUUAUAAUGUACAGAAAAUGAGCAGUAAAACAUGAUUGUCAGGAGUCGGGGUCUGGGAUGAGCCAGAACCUGUUUGCAGGUGGACAGCACACCCUUGCGAGCAGUACUUCUUACAUGACAUAAGAAUGGGAAUGGGUCAUAGAGGUCAGUUAUGGCACAUGGAUCUUUAAUAGUGAAUCGGGAAUAAAGAUGGACAGAAUUUGAGGUUUCCAGAAAGAGGCUAGGCAGUCAUUGUAGAUGGUAGGUCAGGGCUGGCUGCAAGGUAGCAUUAACGGAAAAACAGUUCCAAGCUCAAAAAGCAAUAAAAUCCAAGAUUGAAGGGAACAGGGCAGGAAGCUGGGGCACUAACUCAGGAGUGUGUCUUAAGCAAAACAGCACUGAAUAUCUGUAGCUAGCAAGUCAGAAUAAUAGAACAUUGCUGUGGAUGCGCUUUGGGGUUUUAUAGGUGCAGCCUAAUUACGGGGACAAUCCCUUCCUGUGGGUGAAGCAUCACCUGAGUGCUUAAUUGCUGGUACGUGUUUCUGUAACAUAUCGGCACACACUUUCUUCAGAACAUCAGGGAAUGCUGCUGGUGUCGAAGACCCUCCUAGCCUUCAUGACAAUGGUGUAUAGUACAUAAUAGUAGAAAGCAUGAGAAAUCCAAGUCAAAUAUGUGACAUAGUGCUGGCAAAGUUCAUUAUUCAAGUUCAUUAGUAAGAAAAACACUGUGUGUGUGUGUGUGUGUGUAUAUAUAUAUAUAUAUAUAUAUAUAUAUAUAUAUAUAUAAAAAAAAUAUUAAACUGUACCUUAGCACACAGGCUUUAAACUUGCCAAACCUGGUGCAUUACCAGGGCUUGAGUAUCCAUAUAAUCGGUCCACAAGAUGGACUGAAACGUUGAUCUGUUUUAAAAGUAUCUGGAAUAAAAGUUAAUUUUUAUUGAAAAUCCGUGAGUGCAGCCACACUACCCGAUUAUUUUUAUAUAUAUAUAUAGCGAGGGCUUGCACUCCUGGUGUAAUCCUGUGGUGCCCGGUGCUGGUCUGGCAAGGAUCAUGUAGACAUAGCAGAAAUGACCGCACUCCAAAGACUUUAUAGAGAUUAUUAAAUAAAAUUUAACUUUUAUUCAAUCCAUUUAAAAAGUCAACGUUUCAGCUCUCACAUGGAGCUUUCAUCAGGACAAAACAUGUUUUUAACUACAAGACCGUGAGUGCUAGCCUAUAUCAAUUUGUGUGUGUGUGCAUAUAUAUAUAUAUAUAUAUAUAUAUAUAUCUAUCUCAUGGAAAAAUUUUGAAUUUUAUGGUUUUACAUACCGUGCGCAAAAAUAUAAUCUUCAGUGAGCUAGAGUGGUGUGGGUGCCUACAAUGUCCCUUAACCCGACAAUUGUAAUUAAUUCAGUUUCUGAGAAACUGCAAUAAUUACCUUGCAUUGUUAACUUCUCCUCUAGUGGCUGUCUACCAGACAGCCACUAGAGGGACUUCCGGAAUUUAAACGAAUCUUUGGUCUGUUAUCUGACACUGAACGUCGCAUGAGUACCUCCAACGCCAGAUUUUUCCCCAUAGGAAAGCAUUAUUCAAUUCCUAUGGGGAAACCCUAAUGCGAGCUAGGCCAUUGCUGCGCAUUAGGUCUCUCCCCGCCAGCUCACGUCGGCACGGUAGGAGCGUGGGCAGAUCCAUCGGUGCUGAAUUCUACAGUGCCAGGAAAACAGGUUUGUUUUCCUGGCACUAUAGAAUCCCUUUAACCCCUUAAGGACACGUGACAUGUCAUGAUUCCCUUUUAUUCCAGAAGUUUGGUCCUUAAGGGGUUAAAAUACGUCAAUACAACCUCAGAUGAACAACACAUGACCUAUUACACCGUGUCAUAAUUUAUGUAACAAAAACAAAGCCAAACUGGAGAAGCCAUGUUUGAAAAACAAAGUACAACUUACUGCUUCCAUAGGAACUAAGAGGUUAAGUAGCAGACAGGUGCUGCUAAUCAAAUGCCCUUGAUUAAUUUAUCAUCAUCAUCAAGUGUGACAUCCUCUAUAAAAGCUGAGCAAUUGUUGCUGCCCAUUGAACUGGGAAGAGUUAUAAGGCCAUUUCCAAAUCAUUUCAAGUACAUCCUUCUACAGUGAUAUUAUUCAAAAGCAGAAAACAUUCAAGACAGUUGCAAUCUUCCUAUGAGUGCACGUCCCAGCAAACUCAGUCAAACCGUGCAAUGCUCAGAGAAACUGCAAAAAAAGUUACAUCUCGGACUCUGCAGGCUUCAGUUAUCAUGUUAAAUGUACAUGAUGGUAUAAUUAGAAAAAGACUUUAACAAGUAUGGUUUGUUUGAAAGCGUUGCCAGGAGAUAGCAUCUUCUCGCUAAGAUUAUCAUGGAAGCACGACUUCGGACUUCUGGAACAAUUUCCUUUGGACAGACGAGACCAAAGUGGAGUGCCACAUUUGGCCAAAACCAGAUAUCGCAUAUUAGUGCAAACACCUCAUACCAUCUGUCAAGCACGUUGGCAGAGGGGUGAUGUUUUUGGCUUGUUUUGCAGCCACAAGACUUGGGAAUCUUGCAGUCAUUGAGUUGACCUUGAACUCUUCUGUAUACCAAUGUUUUCAAGAGUCAAAUCUGAGGCCAUCUGUCUGCCAGCUAAAACUUGGCUGAAAUUGGGUCAUGCAACAAGACAAUGAUGCCGAACACAUCAGCAAAUCUACAACAAAAUACCUUAAAAAGAAAAGAAUUAAGGUGUUAAAAUGGCCCAAUCAAAGUCCAGACCUCAACCAGAUUGAAAUGUUGUGGUGGGACCUUUUAGAGAGCUGUGCAUAAACAUAUGCCAGCAAAACUUAAUGAACUGAAGCAACAUUGUGGAGGAAUUUUGUCCCACUCUUCAUUACAACGAUGUGAAAGACUGAUAAAUUCAGACAGAAAAUGAUUACUUUAAGUUAUUUCUGCUAAUGGUGGUUUUACAAGCUAUUAAAUGAUGAAGUGUACUUAGUUUUUCACGUGUGGCUUCUCCAUUGUGGCUUUAUUUUUCUUUUAAAAAAAAACAUGAUGCUGUAAUAUGUUGUGUUGUUGUUCAUCUGAGGUUGUAUUUAAGUAUUUUUUAAGACCCGCUAAGGAGCAGGUGAUUUUAAUUUAUUUUAUUUAUUUAUUACUGGUAUUUAUAUAGCGCCAACAGAUUCUGCAGCACUGUACAAUUAGUGGAGAACAUACAAUAUACACAGACAAAUACAAGAGGUAGAGAGGGCCUUGCCGUAAGCUGAUAUCUAGCAAUUGGAGCUCUUUUAUACAGAGUGCUUAGCUAGAUUGCCCGUGAGCUUACAAUCUGAAGGCAACAGUGGGGAUUUGAGACAAAAGGUAGCAGGGGAAAUUUGGAGGUGAUGGCUAAAAGAGUUAACAGAGAGAAGCAGCUUUUGGUAAAUUGUAAAGGGAAUGACGAGGUAAUUGAGUGAGAAUCUCAAACACCCAAAAUAUUAAUAACUGUGUACAUGAAUGACAAUAAUACAAACUGCAUGCACAGAAAAUUACAGUGGCAAACAGGUAUAAAUGGUAAUACUUAUAUAGGAACACAUGAUAAUAUUGUAGCAAUCCAAGAAUAGAUGAGGUGGAGUAUCUUCCAAGAUUCAGUCAGUACCUGAGAGUGGUAGGUGUUUCUGCAGGAUGUAAAAUGCAGAUCUUCAUGGAGUUUGAGUGUGAAGUGAGUAAUUAUGUCCUGAUAUGUAAAACCAUAGAAUCCAAAGAAGAUGCACUUUUUUUUCUAUAUAUAUAUAUAUAUACAAAGAAUAAUAGGAGUUGCACUCCAGCUCUCCUUAUUUAUUGCCCGGUGCUCGGCUGCACAAAUGUAUAACUUUUAGAAAAGAGUCAGCACUCAAGGACUUUCAAUGUGCUAAAAAAAUGCAAAAAAACCUUUUAAUCCAGUUGUUCAAAGAGGUCAACGUUUCAGUCCAUCGUCGUGGACUUUCAUCAGGACAUAAAUGACAAAACAUAACAUUCAGUUUAAAUAAGAAAAAACUAACUUACCAAGCCGUUUCCACCUGUGUGCCGGCGUGGUCUGUUCCCCAGUGCGCAUGCGUGUCACUCCGCUCAUCUACUUCCGGUGUCAGAGUGCAGCCUACCCAUCACCCUAGCAACCUGUAAACAGAUCGCUAAAGACAGCGAUCCGUGAUAACAUAUUAAAAGUGCCCAGUGCUGUGAUAUCAUCUUAGUGUUCAUAUUAAACUGGCAACUAACAUAGCCAGUUUAACUGUUCGUAUUCUCAUAUUCUCAUUAAUACAGUGAGGACCAAUUAAUCUAUUUGUGUAAGUGCAUAUCAUCAUGCAGACUAGGAAAUUGUGAUGAAGAGAGGUAAAAGAUAGGGAUUAAUUUACCUCAUAUACAGAAAGUGCAAGUGCUCAAAAUGAAAGUGCUGACAGUAACGAUUUGUUAAAGUGACAGGUGCAAAUAUAUACAUUCUAUCAAAUGAUUGAGUAAGUGAACACACUUAAUUGCUAUGGGGUUACAGUGUUAUAUGAUAUAAAAUCACUACCUAAACAUCAAAUAUAAUAACAUAUAUUCUACUGUUUAACAGCACUAUUCCCAAGUGUCAAAAUUUAGAGACAAAAUAUUAUUCAUAUAUAAUUAUGUCCCUAUUCAAUUAUGGAUAAAUGCUAAGGAGUGGGAAAAACCAUCCUCCUUUGAAAAUUUUUUUAGUGAAACACAAAUCACAAAAAAAAUUUCUUUUAUGCCUAUAUCUUAAUCCAUGUUAGAUACACUGGGAAUAUGUGCUGCAAACAUGUUUAUAAACAGAAUAUUAAUAAAAUCAAUAUGAAAAUUCAUCCAACCACUUAAAUAAACGAUGUGAAUGUCAAUUUUUCAUUAAGGCCCAUAGGGGCCAUAGUAUUUAAUUCACGAAUCCAAAAUGUCUCUCUCUGCAACAAUGCCUUAGAGCGAUCUCCUCCUCUCCUAGAUAUUGGAAUGUGGUCAAUGGCAUUUUGGAUUCGUGAAUUAAAUACUAUGGCCCCUAUGGGCCUUAAUGAAAAAUUGACAUUCACAUCGUUUAUUUAAGUGGUUGGAUGAAUUUUCAUAUUGAUUUUAUUAAUUUUUUGUUUAUAAACAUGUUUGCAGCACAUAUUCCCAGUGUAUCUAACAUGGAUUAAGAUAUAGGCAUAAAAGAAAUUUUUUUUGUGAUUUGUGUUUCACUAAAAAAAUUUUCAAAGGAGGAUGGUUUUUCCCACUCCUUAGCAUUUAUCCAUAAUUGAAUAGGGACAUAAUUAUAUAUGAAUAAUAUUUUGUCUCUAAAUUUUGACACUUGGGAAUAGUGCUGUUAAACAGUAGAAUAUAUGUUAUUAUAUUUAAUGUUUAGGUAGUGAUUUUAUAUCAUAUAACACUGUAACCCCAUAGCAAUUAAGUGUGUUCACUUACUCAAUCAUUUGAUAGAAUGUAUAUAUUUGCACCUGUCACUUUAACAAAUCGUUACUGUCAGCACUUUCAUUUUGAGCACUUGCACUUUCUGUAUAUGAGGUAAAUUAAUCCCUAUCUUUUACCUCUCUUCAUCACAAUUUCCUAGUCUGCAUGAUGAUAUGCACUUACACAAAUAGAUUAAUUGGUCCUCACUGUAUUAAUGAGAAUAUGAGAAUACGAACAGUUAAACUGGCUAUGUUAGUUGCCAGUUUAAUAUGAACACUAAGAUGAUAUCACAGCACUGGGCACUUUUAAUAUGUUAUCACGGAUCGCUGUCUUUAGCGAUCUGUUUACAGGUUGCUAGGGUGAUGGGUAGGCUGCACUCUGACACCGGAAGUAGAUGAGCGGAGUGACACGCAUGCGCACUGAGGAACAGACCACGCCGGCACACAGGUGGAAACGGCUUGGUAAGUUAGUUUUUUCUUAUUUAAACUGAAUGUUAUGUCUUGUCAUUUAUGUCCUGAUGAAAGUCCACGACGAUGGACUGAAACGUUGACCUCUUUGAACAACUGGAUUAAAAGGUUUUUUUGCAUUUUUUUAGCACAUUGAAAGUCCUUGAGUGCUGACUCUUUUCUAAAAGUUUUAUAUAUAUAUAUAUAUAUAUAUAUAUAUAUAUAUAUAUAUAUAUAUAUAUAUAUAUAUAUAUAUAUAUAUAUAUAUAUAUAUAUAUAUAACUUGGGCUAGGGUCUCUUUGGUCCUCCAUUGACAUAGGUGUAAGUUACAAACAAGAGAUAUUAUUAGCCAGUCAAAUUAAUAGCUGGAUUUCGUCAGAGUACAGGUCUCUAAUGCUAACAGAUUUAUUUAUUUUAUUUGCGGGGGAGAGGGUGCAUGUUUUGCUUGGACGUGCUAAUACAAGGAUCCCAAGUGUAAAAAUAAAUAACACAUCCAAUGAAUAUAUUGUUUUUUUUAGACCGUUAAUGUUAAGAAGCUGGAGAAAGCAGAAGCCAAACUGAAGGCUAAACAAGGAAAGCGAAAUGAACGAGACUCAAGUAAACCAGCCGGGCAGGUGUAAGUAUUUUUAAAGCGAAUAAAAUGGUGCUUACGUUAAGCUUUUCUGAUGUCUAAAAUAAGCUAUUCACAUAUUAUGAUUGCAGUGUAAUGGAGGAGGCCUCAGCCAGCCAAGCUGCUAGUAAGAAAGAAAAUCGUAUAGAGAAUAGCGGCAAGAACAAGUCCUAUGACAUUCGAAUAGAGAACUUUGAUGUGUCAUUUGGAGAGAGGUAAAUACCAUUUUACACACAUUAGUUAAUCGCUUUUGUAACCUAUUUUGAAAAUGGCUAUAUAUAACAGCACCUUCAUAUUUUAGGCAUGACUAUUGUAUAAAUAGUAUUACCUGUUUCUUUAAAUAAUAAUAUGUAUAAUAAACUUGAAGAUUUCUGAGCCGCCACAUGUCAGAAUCUUGGGGGAACUGAGUUGCACAAGAACAUACCUGCUUGGUUGGUUUUUUUUUUAUUCAGAGUGCCAUUCCUGGCACCAGAAAAAUAAAGUAAAAUGCAAUGUAGAAGAUUGUUUAGUUUUUUGGGGGUGAUAAAUAAGCAGCUUCGUUUCCUGUGAUGUACAAGUGUUCUACUCUGUGUGAGCUGGAUCUCCUAUCCAAUCCAGAGAUAUCAAAAACAAAAGAUGAUUGAUGUCUAUGGAAUAGCCACUAAACAUUUAUUUUAUUAUCAUAUCAAGUUAUUAACUAAUAGAGUUAAAAAAAAGAGGAACAGCAAACAGUCAAUACGUCAAUCCUGGAUUUUUCCAGACAUAGUGACUGCAGCUGCUGAGGGAGACAGACCUACAGUGAUACUGUGUGUCAUUGAUUCUACUUGGAGACUAGGUUUAGCUUACUUCUGUAUCUGGCUAGCCAGAUACAGAAGUAAGCUUGAAACAGCUUUGGUUGUAAGAUAGGAGACUGACAUGUUGUUACCAAUAUACAGUUGUUAGAUUAUUUUUUAUAACUAUUUGAAGAAAGAAAAUUGUAUUUUACUUUUAUUUUCAGACUGUUCAGUCCAGUAUGUGCUAUGCAGUGUUUUUUUGUUUUUUUUUACAAACACAAUAUCAUUGUUUACAAUACAUGCCCCUAUUUUUGCUGCAUAAAGUUGUUACACUAAAGUUGAAUCAUAUCGGGGGGGCGGAGCCUGACCUCCAAGCCGGCCAGACGUGGGAAGCCAGAGCUCCUGCACUAAAGCCAGUAUUUAGGGUAUUAUACCCGAUUUUGGGGCUUCCACGUCCAUCAUACCGCAAACUGAAGGUCAGCGGACCCCGGGCUAGCUAAUCGCUAACUUAUUCAAGCACUUACUCACAUGGAGAGCCCAGGAGCCUUGCUGCUGCCUACCCGGGACGAGGCUGAGGGGGAUGCGGCCGAUCCACCCGCGCUCAAACCCAGGGCCUGACUCCGCAGCACUCUUACCCCCUCCUCCCCCCCGGACCGGUGGGGGUCAUCCCGGUCCCCUUGGAAUUCACAAGAAUGACCAGCACAGGCACUUGCCACUCUGAAGAGAUCGCUGUGCAGGAACCCCCAAUCCCGCAAGAUGGCGGCAGCCACGCUCCAGCAACUGAACGCAGCUACCCGCCACUACCAAGCCACUGAGGCUAGCAAAAGCAAGGGAGAAAGGAGACCCCAGCGACUGCCAGUGAGGGGAUCAACUCAAGGCGGAGACCCAGCGAAGACACCCACUCGCCUUCCCAAGCUUAGAGCCACAAGGGGCAAACUUACCCUGCAUCAACCACAAGGUCGGAAGAUUGCCCGCAACACGCGGCGGGAGACAUCUCAAUCCUCUGCCCACUUCCUGCUGGGAAUAGAAUUGGCCUAUUAUAGAAACCAGGUCUGUGGUACACUGAUUCCGGCCCUCGAGAAGGCUUGGGGCUGGAGAGAUUCUCGUGCAGGCAAGGAGGACUUGACGGAUGGCACGGACAGCACACCAAGAACAGGCGUAGUUUAAGCCUAAAGAGGGACUGCUACAGAAGCCUCUGCCAAGAGAGCAAAAGUUAUAAACCGCUAACCAUUAGCUAGAGAUCUGUGUCCUGUUACCUUAUGCCUUCCAUGCCUUUCAUAUGCUUUUCUGUUUACUCUUAGUUCCUUUGCUUUAUUAAUCAUUAAAGGGACACUCCAGGCACCCAGACCACUUCUGCCCAUUGAAGUGGUCUGGGUGCCAACUCCCACUACCCUUAACCCUGCAAGUGUAAUUAUUGCAGUUUUUUAUAAACUGCAAUAAUUACCUUGCAUGGUUAACUCCUCCUCUAGUGGCUGUCUACUAGACAGCCUCUAAAGGGCACUUCCGUGUCUAUAGCACAGGUUUUCUGUGCUAGAGUGUCGCUGGACGUCCUCACGCUAUGUAAGGACUUCCAGCGUCGCUCAAUUCCCCAUAGGAAAGCAUUGAAAAGCAUUUUAAAUGCGUUCCUAUGGAGAGCUCUAAUGCGUGUGCGCGGCAUUGCCGCGCAUUCGCAUUAGGCCUCCCGGCGGGCGGGAUCAGUCUCGCCCACCGGCUGACGUUAGGAAGGGGUGAAGCGGCGGCGACCUGAAACCACCGCUGAGGGACAUCGGCAGGGGGUCUCAGGUAAGUGACUGAAGGGGUUUUCACCCCUUUAGCAACCGGGGAUUGGGGAGUGGGGAGUGGGAGGUAGAGGGGACCUGCAGUGUCUGUUUUCCUGGCACUGUACAAUGCUUUCCUAUGGACGCUUGCAUGUUCUCACUGUGAUUUUUUUCACAGUGAGAAUCACGCAAGCGCCUCUAGCGGCUGUCAAUGAGACAGCCACAGCCACUAGAGGAUUUGAGGGCUGGAUUAACCCAUUUAUAAACAUAGCAGUUUUUCUGAAACUGCUAUGUUUAUAAAAAAAAAAUGGGUUAACCCUAGUUGGACCUGGCACCCAGACCACUUCAUUAAGCUGAAGUGGUCUGAGUGGUCCUUUAAUUCACAGCAUGGCUAUAGACAGUCAGAUAAACUGCAAAUACGUUGUGGUAUCUUUACUACAUGCAUCCUAGUGGGGGAGCUUGACCAGUUAUAAUUGCCUAAACUACUUCAAUAUGUAGAAAUGUAAGAUACUGAACUGCUAUUAAAUACCGACUCAUCCCUUUUUUUUGAACAUAGUUAUAUAUAAAAAGCAUGCAGAAGCUGUCGUGGCUCUGCGUGCCUGUUGUAAAUCUAUUCUGUAGCUGGUUUACAUCAUUUAAGCAUUAGGAUGAACAGGAAAGAUAAACUAAUAACUUGGCUCAUGAUGAUGCUAUGAAUAAUCUUACAUUGGUUAGCAAAGGUAUUAAGCUGUAGUUAACGUUGAGUCUGCUAUAUGACCACUGGGUACUAAUUGCACCAUGAAAGCUCUAAAGGAGCAGUGAGUUUAAUGUCUCUGUAAGAGAGCUGGUGUGUAUUACGUGCUGUCCGUUUAUCCGAUACCACGUAUGGGCCAUCGGAGCUUGGUAGGCUGCAUAGUGAGGUAGUGCUAUUCAUCCCCAGGAAGGGCUGUGUGUUGAACCAGGCUCCUUGCAUGUGGCUCAUGGUGGGUGAGCUGCGCCGGGGGUUCCCGUUCUCCCAGGCCCAGGUCUCCCGUGGGUUCCUUGCCGCUUAUCUGGUAGCUUUCCGUUUUGGUUUGGCUGGGUCACAUGUCUGCGGACGCUUGACCCGUCGGGGGAUUCCCCGAGUGCUUGGACGGCUUGUUGGCUGUGCCGCCAGACGAGCUCCAUGCCCAGUGCCGGUUGCACGUUCGCGGUCCGGUGCAUCUUUUCUCUGGGUCAGCUGCCCGUGUGGGUGUCGGCUUUCGAUGCGGUGCCAGAAUGCUCGGCAUAUGCGUUCAAACCGGGCUUCAAAGUCUUCCCGCCAAGACUGAAUGUCCGCUCCCUCUGUGGUUUGUCGAGGCUGCGGUUCGGCGGCCAUCUUGUGCUCGCCAUGCGGUCCUUGGGUGUGGGAGAUCUCUUGUUUGCCGGGGGUGACUUUCCCCAGUGGGGACCGGGAUAACCCCCUCCUGUCCGGGGGGGGGGUGACGAGGCUCCGGAGUCUCCAGGUGUUGCUGAGCGCCUUAGGUCAGGGGAUCGGCCGCCUCCCCCGGCCUGCAAGUCGCCAUCAGUGUUAUGCCUCACUGCUGGAUACUGUGUUGGGGCAACUGGCUUCAUGAGUGCUUACAGUCCCGUGCUGCUUGGUGGCAGAAUCUUGCCCUUGCCAGGUCAUUUUCUGUGCGUUAGAAGGUCAGUUUAGCUGAUUUUCAGCCCUGUUUUACUGGAGCUGAGCUGAAACACAUCCUGCCAUCUUGGCUGCCAGGCCCCGCCCCCUACUACACUACUUUUCAACUAAUUUGAUCAAUAUGCACUACACUGUGCCUUAGGUUGCCAUGUCCAGCUUUCUAGUACCCUAAAUAAAUGUUUCCCUUGGCUAUUUUCUGUUCUGUUAAAAUGUUGGCAUUUCAUAAAUUGAAUUUAUAAUGUCAUGAUAUGUGGGACUAACUCAUCAGGAUAAAAUAAAGCAGUUAUCAAUUUUUUAAUUUUUCAUAUGCAUGCAGACACCCAUACAUUUAAUCAUUUUGAGAUUGUUUGCACAUCUCCAAAUAGAAAAACUGCAUUCAAAAAGAACAAAACUGAUAUUUGUUUUUAUUACGUUGAGUGGCUUAAAGGAAUUGUGCUGUAGUCAAUGUUGCAAGAUCCAAUGUUUUUCAGGAAGCCUAUAAAAGUUUGCAUUUUUGUUUUCCAGUUGGUGUCUCUUAAUCAAAUUUGUAAUCCGAUAUCCCAGAAUAUAGAUUUAGAAUGACUGCAAGAGUUUGUGAGUAAUCGGUUUGCUAUGAGUAAAGGGGUUUACAGUGGUAAGUGAGUGAUGGCUGUGAUAUGCAAAAGAGCACAGAAAAUGUGAGCGUGAAAAAGGCAGUCAUGCUUACUCCGUGUUCUUCACUAAAUUCCAAACUGCAUCCAACUGAAAUCUAAUUUGUAAAAUUGAGGCUAAAAUAGCGGAUUAUGAGAAAUUCUCCCACUCAGUUAUUUAGCCUUCAUGUUUCAAUUCAUAUUUCAGUCGAAUAGAGUUUGGAGUUUAUUGAAAAGCCAUGACUGUGUGUGCAUUAUGAAAGAGUUUUGAUUUCUGUCAGGUUUGGUAUUUUUAUUUUUUUAAGAAAAGGCAGGUUAGGGUUCAAAACUAGGAAGAAUUGAACAACAAAUGUGAAAUCUAUAAUGUGUAUGUGUAAGGACGUGACAAACUUCCUUAAUUUAUUUAAAUUGUUUAUGUGGAAAUAAUGAAUUUUUGAAUAAGACUGGGUUUGCAAAAGAGAAAACAGGAAAAGUCAAUGAAAUUAGAUCUAAAUUGACAGGCUACGGGUUAUCAGUAGAACAUGAAGAAAAGGCUGGUCUGCUGGGAGUCAGAUUAAAGAGGCAGCAAUUUUUUGCCACUGAUUACUAAACUUCAGUUAACGAACUGCCAUUCCCAUUAAUUGGUGGAUAUCAGACUUUGAAAUUAUUUGAAAAAAAACAAAAAAAAAAAGCCUACUUGGUGUACUGCAAAAUAUAUGUAUAAUAUAUAUGUAUAUAUUUUUCCAUACAUUAAUAAGUACUUUUUCUUGCCAUAUGGAUCACAGAUCAGCAUAGGGGAGAAAAUAUAUAUAUUUUUUAAUAGUCUAGUUUAAUUUACCUUCAACAGCAAGUCCUCUCUUGCUGCUGCUAUGCCCCCUUGAGACUAUAUUAGUGAUGAUAGUUGCUUUCCUUUCUGUAAACUGUUUAAACUGUUGCUUGUUUGGCAAAUGCACCAAGUAGAUGUGGCAAAUGCUCAAUAGAAUGCAUUGGACUAAUGCAUACUGAUGGAAGCUUCCACUUCUGCUUGAACAGUUGUUUAAGUGGAGUGAAUCAGGAUGCCUUCCUGGCUGUCAGCUUUGAUGACUAGGAGAUGUUCUUAAAUUACCUCCUAAGCUUCAGCAAGCUGGAAUUGCCUUAGGGGUCUGGAGUGUCCCUUUAACAGUAAACGUUUUCAGUUUCUUUUAAAUUGUGUGCUGUUUCGUUCAGUACUGGGUUUAAAGUCACCGAUCGUAAAAUAUGUUUGCUAUUAAACUUUUUAUAAUUUUUUUUUUUUUAAAUGACAGACAAUGUAUUUGCUAAUUGAAGUGGUCUGGGUGCUGUGUCCCUACUGCACUUAGUGCUGCAAUGUAAAAGAUUGCAGUUCCAGAGAACUGCAAUGUUUACAUUGCAGCUCUAAGUCUGCCCUUAGUGGCUGUCUACCAGACAGGCUGGGGGUGCUUCUGGAAUCCAAGCGGGCCUUUGGUCCGUUAUCUGACGCUGGGCGUCCUCACGCUCUGCAGCGUCAUAUUUUCCCCAUAGGAAAGCAUUAGGUCACCCUGCCAACGUCAACCAGCGUGGGCGGGGCCUGACCCAUCGCCUAGGGACAUCGUUGCUGGAUUCAGCUAAGUGACUGAAGAGGUUUUAUCUAUUUCAGCCCUGCGGGAGGGGGGGCUCCUUAAAAACCUAUAGUCCAAGAAAAACAGGUUUGUUUUCCUGGCACUAUAGAAUCCCUUUAGGAGGUUGGGAAAGUUUAGUGGGAAAUAAUUUAUUUACUUUAACUUUGGCAAAAUUACAACUGUGGCAAUCUAAGGUGACCGUUUUAUUGGUCAGAUAUUUAUUUAAGUGAUAAAAACUUUGAUAGAGAGCGGUUGCCACCCAAUCAUACCAACUCUUAUUUCCAUUAUUGAUCAGAUACGUGAAAUUCUCAUAUUACAUUGUUUGUGUAACUUUUUUCCCGGUUUUCAUUUAAUGUUUUUUUUCUUUUUUUUUCUUUUUUCAUGAAAUUUCCCUUUCCUCUGCCAGUGCUGUCAUUUUGACUGAUCUCAUGUUGAAAUUGGUUAUUAUUGGAUCCAAAAUCACUCUUGUGACUGUUUUUUCUUAAAUUCACAAAUGUAUUCUAAAUUACCGUAGUACAUUUUACAUUCAUGAACUAAAGAUGAGCUGAUGCAUCUCGCUCUUUAGCUGCAUCAGUUUAACAAGUGCUGAGUGUUUUUCCUUUUUUUCUUCAGGUAAGGUAUAUGCUUGCUAGAUCUGUAAUUAGUCAUUCCGAGUAAUCCAUGCCAAUUUCUAUAAAGGCAUGUUAAGUUUUCUUCAUUAUCUAAACUAAAAUUACCAUUUCUUGUACCAGGGUCUUGCUGACAGGGGCAGAGUUGCAUUUGGCGGCUGGACGUCGCUAUGGUUUGGUGGGUCGGAAUGGGCUGGGUAAAACCACCCUAUUAAAGAUGCUUGCUAGCCGCAACCUCCGUGUUCCUUCACACAUCAGCAUUCUGCACGUGGAGCAGGAAGUGGCUGGUGAUGACACUCCUGCACUCCAGAGCGUUCUGGAAUGUGACACACUGCGUGAGAGCCUUCUGCAUGAAGAAAAGAUGCUAAAUUCUAGAAUCAGUGCUGGAAAGUAAGUGACCUUAAAAUAGGGACAGAUCAUUACAAUAAAUGACAAUCAUUUUAGAGAUAAGAUCACCUAUGUGUUGUAAAUUGCUUUUCUCACUGAUGUUUUUGAUUAAUCCUUAGAAUCAGUCGCAUGAGACAGAUUGGAUACAUAGUGUGUAUUCUUUUUUUUUUUUUUUGACAACUGACAUUGUUUAUUACUGAAAAUAAAAAAUGAUAUGUAAUACAGCCUUGUGUAUUAUUUUGUAACCAAAUGCAUGUAAAUUUACAUUUUAUAAAACCGUAAUCUUAGCACAAUUUAUCUGCUCAGAAUAUGCAUAAUUUGAAGGCAUGAAACUGCUCCUGACUGCAUUUUAAAAAUUUAUUAUUUGACAAAAUAAUGUGCACAAAGGGUAUAAUACAUGUCAUUUUUUAUUUUUAAAUAACAAAUCGUGAUGACACUUAUUCUUUAAUGGAUUUUAUUUUCACUUACAUUGCAUUCCUGACCCAUGAAUUACUUAAAAUGUGUCCCCAGGGGUGAUGGUUCGGAGAGCACACGGUUAUCUGAGAUAUACAGCAAAUUGGAAGAGAUAGAAGCUGACAAGGCCCCAGCAAGGUACUGUGUAACUCCUGCAUUGCUUGAACUGGUCCAAAAUCCUUUUGAACAGUUUGUAACUUGUAUAGCUCUUACUUUUCCUUUUAUUGUUUUCAUCUCACAGAGCUUCUGUGAUUCUGGCUGGGUUGGGGUUCAGGCACACAAUGCAACAGCAAUUGACCAAGUAAGUGGCUGAAGAAGCUGAAAGUAUACAAUUGAUCUGAUGAGUUUGGGUGUUGACAAUUGUUGUUAAUGUGUAUGUUUAUGCAUUUUUGGGGAGGAUUUUUAUUUUGAGAGCUUUUCUAAGAUAUUCCAUUCUUUCAGGGAAUUCUCUGGAGGUUGGCGAAUGAGAUUGGCACUUGCUCGGGCUCUCUUUGGCAGGUAAGAUAUAUGUUCUCUCUCUAUUAUUUUUUUCCUUUCAAUAAGAACUUUUUUGUGCUUGAAUGGUAAAUUUAAAGACCAUCUCUAUUCUUCUCCUCCUAUAUGUCAGGCCAGAUCUUCUGUUGCUUGAUGGUGAGUGUUCAAAAAAAACACAAAAACCUUGCAUAUUCAUACAUUCUUUUUCUCCCCUCUGUUUUCUUGCUUAACAUUUAUCUCUUGUGUCACAGAACCCACGAACAUGUUGGAUGUCCGAGCCAUUGUAUGGUUGGAGGAUUAUUUGCAGGUCAGUCUCAGUUCUUUGGCAUUUCAUGUUGUCCCCCACAUUCUUUGCAAACCUUGAACUCAUAAUCUGCUUUUCACAACAAUGUACAAUUUCUAUACUUCCAUCUCACUGUCUGAAAACUCAUUUAAAAUGCUUCCACACAACACAUUCACUGUUAACCCAUACCCCAUCUGUCUCUUUGUCUGAGGAUUUGUAGCUUUUACACUGCAAUUGCUUUUUUGUAAAAAAAAUUCUAUCACUGGUAUCUUGCUUUCAUAGACCUGGCCUUCAACCAUCCUUGUUGUCUCUCACGACCGAAACUUCCUGAAUGCAGUGGCCACAGAUAUUGUACAUCUGCACAGCCAACGACUUGAAGGAUACCGGGGCAACUUUGAGAGCUUUUUGAAAACAAAAGAAGAACGUUUGAAGAACCAGCAACGUGAAUUUGAGGCACAGCAGCAAUACCGUGAACACAUUCAGGUGAUUCUGAAAUAAAAUAAUUUGUCAUUUUUGGGAAUCUACUGUAACUGCAAAAGUGCAACGAGGCCUUAUUUGCUGUAGACUGGUAAUUCAUCAGUGUGUUUUAUUGAUUUUAUGAAUAUCACUUCUUGGUACAGACUAGUCAUGUCAUUCAUCUCUUUACUGCAGGUUUUCAUUGAUAGGUUCCGGUAUAAUGCAAACAGAGCCUCUCAAGUGCAGAGUAAACUUAAGCUGCUAGAAAAAUUGUAAGUAUUUCUAAAAUCUUGAAUAAUAUCGAAGAGGAUCUGAACAAUUAAUUUCAAUGGAAUCUUGUUUUCUUCUGUAGACCGGAACUGAAGCCAGUGGACAAAGAGUCUGAGGUGGUUUUAAGGUGGGAAUCUUAAUGCAUGCAUUGCUCACAAUGCAACUGUAUAUUACACUUUUUUUUAUUUAUUAUUUUUUUUAUGUACAUGUUAUUUUAUAAUUAUGUUGAUUUCAAUUUCUACUUCCUGAUUCCCUGCUCUUUUCACACUCCCAUUCUACUCCUCAGGUUCCCUGAUGGUUUUGAGAAGUUCUCUCCUCCCAUCCUGCAGUUGGAUGAAGUUGAUUUCUGGUAUUCUUCAGAUCAGCCAAUCUUCAAGAAACUUUCUGUGUCUGCAGACCUGGAUUCAAGAAUCUGUGUGGUGAGUGUUCAUGUGUAUGCUCUAAAUGAAUUUUGACUACACUAGGAGCCCAUUUAAAUGGUGUGCAAAAUUUCCUUUUAUUGCAUAGGUGGGAGAAAAUGGAGCUGGAAAGUCCACAAUGUUGAAGCUGUUGAUGGGAGAGCUGUCUCCGGUACAGGGGAUUCGACAAGGACAUAGGUGGGCAUUUUUGCAUAUUACAUUCUUUGGGGAGACUUCUAAAAAGUAUCACAGAUGGAAAAGUGUAACUAUCAACAUGGAAAUUAACAGAAUCAUCAGAAACCAUUAUUUUUCAUGUUGUGGUUUAAUUUUUCCCCUUGCAUUUAUUUUUUUAAUUUUAUUACCCACACAAUUUCUGCAGGAAUCUGAAGAUUGGUUACUUCAGUCAGCAUCAUGUGGACCAACUUGAUAUGAAUAUUAGUGCAGUGGAGCUACUCGCAAAACGCUUUCCUGGUACUUAUUGCAGAUAUACUCUACCCGUUUAUCUUAUUUCAAAUGAAUGAAUCACUGUCUGUCCAGUGUGCGUUGUGUAUGUGCACACACAUUAAGUCCCUCCCUCUAAAUUACCACCAAAAAAAAGUGUUUUAUAGUAAGGGGAACUCCUAAAUGUCAGGAUGUACAAUAAUAUGUUUACUUAUUCUCUGAAUUUAACAGUAUGAAAAACUGAAUUUAAAUGUAAAAGUCCAUAUCACUCUUGAAAUUGUAAUGUCAAACGUUAAAUCUUUAAUAUACAUUUUAAAAGAAAAUGAAGCCUCACAUUAAUAAAAGGUGAACGCACGUUAUUGGUGUUUUAUUUGAUGGUGUUAUUUCCAGUGAAGUGAUGACUCCCCUUUAAAUGGUAUAAGAAAAGGUUAUAUUUAAGGGUGUAACAAAAAACAUUACAGUUUGACAAACACAUAAAAGAGAGUGUGUGUGUGUGUGUGUGUGUGUGUAUAUAUAUAUAGAUAGAUAUAUUGGAAUUUUGAGGAGCUUGUGUGAUGGCGGAGAGAGCAACAGGUGAUAAUCACACAGGGAAAAGGGAGACCGUAUAAGAGCUAAAGAAGCUUCCCUUUCACUUUUGUGUGAGAGAGAAUGAAAAGUGGAGCUUGGUUUAACAUCAAGAGUAAUUCUGCAAGGAUUUCCCUGAUGUUUGUGUUUCUUGCCAGGAGGUAUGUUGUGCAAUGAUUUUGGAUGGUAUGAUUGUGGGUGAAAAAAGGCAUGAUCUAUAAAAUUCUCUAAUGCCAUUUGUUGCUCAUUAACUAUUCACUCUAUUAAUUUUCUAUCGGUUGCAUAAGCCCUGCAUUUAAUAGCUUUUUUUCAUGCUUAGGGAAAACUGAAGAAGAAUAUCGCCACCAGCUGGGCAGUUAUGGCAUCUCUGGAGAAUUAGCAGUACGGUCAGUGGCAAGUCUAUCAGGAGGGCAGAAGAGUCGUGUUGCUUUUGCCCAGAUGACAAUGCCAUGGUAGGAUUUAUUUUGUUUUUACAUGUGAUUGCUUCCACUUUCCCAUUGUCAUUUACAUUUUUUUAAAAUAAGUUGUCUAUGAAAAAAGUAGCUAGAUGCAGAAGUAUAGUGUGACAUUUCAGCACUUACUAAAAUCCAAGUAGUUCUUAAAACAUAGUGACUGACAGAGCUUACAUUAGGUUAAAUCUCAUGUGUAGAACACCUUCAUAUGAUGGGAUUAUGUCAUUAUUUUAUUUUAAUCAAGACAGAUUGAAUCUAUAGCAUAGCAUUUUAAAAACGUAAUAUUAAAAUUUAAUUUGAGACUACGAUUUAGUCUUUGACUUUGCUCUCAAUUUGGCUAACACAAAUCAUAUUUUAAGAGGAACUGUCCCGUCCUCAAUAUUCACACAACCUAAUAAGUAAAACUUAAAUAGGAGUCCACAUCAGUGCUGUAAUAAGUGACCUGCGAGAUGGUGGGAUCUUCCAAAGAAAAAGCUUUUAUUCCCUACAGCCAUCAAUAGUGACGGCUGGGACAAAUGACAUGGUUGACAAAAUGUAGCUCAGCCAAGCAGAGUUAAAAUACUGAGACAAAGUAGACCCUACUUGGUCUCUGUAUAUAUUCUGACAGGGGUUGGUAUUUUUGUGAAUUUCUUACACAGUCAAUGUGAGUAUUUCUUGAAAAUGUUAUCUUUAUGAAGUACUAUUUUGAUAUGGAGGUGACAGAUCUGCUUUAACCCUUGUUGUGCCAUACACAUGGCACGUGCCCGUACAGCACUACUGGAGAAAAAGUAAAGCACGUAUGUGUUAGAUCCCUGAGGGCACACACAAGUUAUCAUGGGUCAGCAAAGUUGUCACAAUAAGGUGUGCAGCAGAAGUGGGUUGUUUUUUGUUGUUUUUAUUUUGCCUCAUUGGAAAAAGUAAAUGGCAAGUGACAGUUCUCGUUAAUUUGUAUAUUAUUAUAAUUUAGGUCAUUUUUGUAAGGUGCAAUUUACAUUGCUUUUUGUUUUGCAGUCCAAACUUCUAUAUUCUGGAUGAACCUACCAAUCACUUGGACAUGGAAACCAUAGAAGCCCUGGGAAAAGCACUGAACAAAUUUCGGGUAUUCAUUAUUUUUCAUACUGUUAUUCCUAAUCUCUCCUUCUUGCCAUGCAACCAUAGUGUCAUCUAAUUUUCUUAUGUACCAUGCCCCCCCACCUUCAGUUGUUCAGUACAACCAGAAUUGUUACCAUUUUGUCAAAUUCCUGAUCCUUAUCUCCAUUGCUUCUUUUCCAGGGUGGUGUGAUUUUGGUUUCUCACGAUGAGCGUUUUAUCCGUCUUGUUUGCCAAGAACUCUGGGUCUGUGAAAAUGGAGGAGUGACGCGAAUUGAUGGUGGUUUUGAUGAGUAUCGGAAUAUCCUGCAGGAGCAGUUUCGCAAAGAAGGUUUCCUAUAG